UUCCGACGAACAGGUCUCUCCCGCCGGCCAGAUAAAAUCCCUUACUAUACUUAUAUCACUCAUAAUAAGAACAAGUUUGGGUUUCACUCAAGACAUUUCCAGCGAGCAACGAACAUCAAGCGGAUCUACUACCAUCGACAAAGGGAGGCUCCAACUCAAAGUGGAAGAUGGCCAUUCCGAGAUCCAGACAAAAAGGACAAGGAAGAUUCAUACGUUUUAAGUGACUCCAGAAUAGUAUUCAACACAUAUGAAGCCGAAAUCACAGUUUCAAAAGCCAGCCUUAAUCGCAAAUUCAAGUUCAGGACACAAACUAAGGGCACUCUCUUCAUUCAUCCAUAGAGCUUCUAAUUCAGAAGCUACUCCAGCAGCUAGUGCUCCAACGGUGGAUGCCACACAACUCCUGGAACAUCAGCCUAUCUCCCCAACUCCGCUCUUGGAACUUUGCACACCAACUCAGCAUACACAAUAUUCCAAAACGAAGGAGAUUGACGAAACCCAGAAGAUUGACAAAACAAACCAUUCAAGCACAAAGGAUAAUAUUAUAGACAAAGGAGGGUCAUAAGGCUUCACUAGUUCUCCUUUGACAGAAACUACCCUUGCUGAGAGGCAGAUGAUUACUUAUGAGGGAGAAGAAGAACCUGAAUACAACAUUUCGGACUCAUACACUGAAUCAUUUCCACCACUGCCAAGAAGGAUGUUAUCCCCAUAUGCCCCUGCAUUUUUACCACUUUCAAACAACACAUUUGCUGCUCUUCUCAAUCAAGAUCCUGAGUGCUUGGAGGAAGAAGAUCCUUUUUCAAAGAUUAAUGAACAGAGUCUGGUUCUAUACUCUAAUGCAGUGGAAGAUCAUGCAAAGGAGAGGGAUGGGCCAAUUCUUUACACCCAUUCAGAGGGCGAGGAUUUAGUGUUCAUAGAUACUAAGCUUAAACCCCUGAAAAUAGACCUUUCAAGAUGCUUCAAGCAACCAUUUAAUCUGCGCAAGGAACUCAAGGGCAGAAGGACCUUCUCACCUUCGCAAAUUGUUACAAGAAGUAAGGCUAAAAUACUAGAAGAAGGGAGGAGGAUCACACCUAUUGGCUGGGAAGAGGAACAAGAGAUGCUUGAUCCACAGCAAUCCCAUGAAGAGGAGGUAAUUGAUUUCUUCAAGCUCUGUUGUCCUAAUAAAAAAGAAGGGCCUAAACCUUCUAAAAAGCCAUUAAGCAAAAGUCAGAAAAAGAAAUUGAAGAAGAAAAAGAAACAGAGCCCGAUAAGUGAUAUGGGUAAUGAGGAUGAAGACUUUUAUGACUUAGACUAUUCUUGUUGAAUAAUGGUGUCUCUAGCAGAUUUUAAUUUAAACAUUUGAGUGUUUAAGUUGGAUUGUUUGCUUUAUACUUGCGUAGCCUGAUGUAGUAGUUAACUUUUGAUAAAGUUGGGUCAAUGAAAAUGGAGCUGCUGUUAUUGGACUUUUAGCAACUACAUACGUAGGCAAUGAGGUUGGAGUUUGGGAAACUUUUGGAUGAAGUGGAGCAGGUACCAUAUGGGGUUUGCCAUUUUGAUAGUUGUAGCAGAAUAGAGAAGUAGCAACGAACAGAAUUAUGCUUCAUUUAGAAGGACUCUUGAUCAGGUCAUGGUAUUCUUAUUGGUUCAACCGUCGAAGAUGCAACGUGCCCUAGUACAGGCUAGACCUGAAUCUAACUACUGGCUUAGCUUACCUUCAACCACAUAACAGGCUUCACUUUCAUCUUUCAUUUUAGCCAUUUUUACCAUCCCAACCUCUUGUAGUGUAUUAGGUUUGAUUACAGGUUCUCUUGGAGAUCAGAAAUUUUGUUUAUCUUCUAUAGAUAUGCAUCUUCUUGGGUGCAAAGAACAUGCCUCUACAGAACUGACCUGCAGCAGUAUACUAUGAGCUGGAAUUUUGAUUCUCUCUGUUGUCUUCACACCCAGUGUAGGAUAAGGGGACUUCGGUGGUAUCAACAUCAAUGCUUUGGCAGCUUUGCAGAACCAACAGAUUACUACUGUUUCUCAUCUUUUGGACUUUUAUUCUUGUUGCUUCGUAGUAGUAUAUAAUGUAUUUCUUUGGCAGUAGUAGCUGGCUUCUUUCUCAUUUUCUCCUUUUGUUAUUUUGGCCGUAUUGUAGGGGUUCUUUUGGCCACCCCACCUUUGUAACUUUUUCUUUUA
This is a messenger RNA of Cuscuta campestris, 2157 nucleotides long. The record is from the annotation of a GenBank genome assembly. NCBI's taxonomy places the organism in Eukaryota, Viridiplantae, Streptophyta, Magnoliopsida, Solanales, Convolvulaceae.